AUAAAGCUUAUCCAUUUUUUCUCUCUUUCUUUUUGCUGUAAAAUGAAUGCAUACACACACAAACCUGCUGAUCUGAGUUUUAAGGCAUUUCAUUCAUCAUGUACAGUGUGUCCGACUCAAGAUUACACAAAGGCUAUUUUUUUUCUCGACUUCACGUUUUCUUUUCUUUCUUUCUUUUAUUUCAUACCUAUAGACCGUCAUGGAUGAAAGUAUCAGCCCUGCUUUGAUGCGACUUCGCAACAAGCCCGAAACACCCCGUAUCGAUUUCUCAGUGUUCACACAAGAAGAUGGCACUGUUGUUAGUACAAAAGAUCGUGUUAUUAAAGAUGUCCCUGCACCUGCUGUAACAUUACCGGCGGACGAAGAAUUUUGGAGCAAAGAGAGACCUGGAUUGCCCGACAUAAAAUUCUUGAAGGAUCAUUUUUACAGAGAAGGAAGGUUGACUGAAGAACAAGCAUUAUAUAUUCUCGAGAAAGGUACCGAGAUCUUAAAGACGGAACCUAAUCUUUUAGAAGUGGGCGCACCUAUCACAGUCUGUGGCGAUAUUCAUGGUCAAUAUUAUGAUUUAAUGAAAUUGUUUGAAGUGGGAGGCGAUCCUGCUAAUACGACUUAUCUUUUUCUCGGUGAUUAUGUUGAUCGAGGCUAUUUCUCAAUUGAGUGUGUUUUGUAUCUUUGGUCACUCAAGAUGUGGUAUCCCAACAGCUUCUUUUUACUUCGAGGUAAUCAUGAGUGCAGGCACUUGACGGAUUAUUUUACUUUCAAGAUUGAGUGUCGUCACAAAUACACCGAAAGUGUCUAUGAAGCAUGUAUGAAUUCCUUCUGUUCCUUGCCAUUGGCUGCCAUUAUGAAUAGACAGUUCUUAUGUAUUCAUGGCGGUCUUUCUCCUGAAUUACAGACAUUGGACGAUUUAAAAAAGAUUGAUCGAUUCCGUGAACCACCUACGCACGGCCUUAUGUGUGAUAUUCUUUGGGCAGAUCCACUAGAGGAAUUCGGACAAGAAAAGAACAACGAGACGUUUAUUCAUAAUCAUGUCCGAGGUUGUUCCUAUUUUUUUAGUUAUCAUGCUGCUUGUCAAUUCUUGGAAAGAAAUAAUUUAUUGUCCAUCAUUCGUGCUCAUGAAGCACAGGACGCCGGAUACCGUAUGUAUAGAAAGAGUAAAACAACCUCGUUUCCUUCAGUCAUGACUAUUUUCUCCGCACCUAAUUACCUUGAUGUGUACAACAACAAAGCAGCUGUGCUGAAAUACGAAAAUAAUGUGAUGAAUAUUCGUCAAUUCAACUGUACUCCUCAUCCUUAUUGGUUACCCAAUUUUAUGGAUGUGUUCUCUUGGAGUUUACCUUUUGUUGGUGAAAAAAUUACCGAUAUGCUUAUUGCUGUACUUAAUGUAUGCAGUAAAGAAGAACUUGCGGACGACGACAAGAAACUUUUGGAAGACAAGACAAACAACGUACCCGAUGAUGCAGAACAACGCAGGAUUGUCAUUCGAAAUAAAAUCAUGGCUGUUGGCAAGAUCUCGCGCGUAUUCUCUGUUUUACGUGAGAACUCUGAGCGUGUGAUGGAAUUGAAGUCAUUAUCACCUACUGGUAAGCUGCCUUUGGGUACAUUGGCUUUAGGUGUGGAAGGACUUAAAUCAGCUAUUACUACAUUCGAGGAAGCUAAGCGAUCCGAUUUGGAAAAUGAACGUUUACCACCUACUCGUGAAGUCAAGGAACAAUUACUAAGAGAAGAGACCGAUAAUAAAAUCCGUACUGUAGUAGAAGAAGAAGAUCAAGCCAUGGAAGAAGUUGUUGAUGCCAUGUUUGAUUAAUAAAAAAAAAAGUCCCGAGAAACUUGUCCUUAUUGUUUGUUACGUAUGACAAGUAUGAAGAAAAAGGAAAGCUAUAAACAUUUA
Messenger RNA from Gilbertella persicaria, 1891 nucleotides. RefSeq names its product serine/threonine-protein phosphatase 2B catalytic subunit A1. The record is from RefSeq and is a predicted model, not a curated record. The transcript is spliced from 9 exons. Gene Ontology annotation, biological process: calcineurin-mediated signaling; fungal-type cell wall organization. Lineage: Eukaryota; Fungi; Mucoromycota; Mucoromycetes; Mucorales; Choanephoraceae. Gene Ontology annotation, molecular function: calmodulin binding; calmodulin-dependent protein phosphatase activity. Gene Ontology annotation, cellular component: calcineurin complex; cytoplasm. Bases 200 to 1807 code for a protein of 535 amino acids.